AUGGUACUAGAGAAGUUUGAGGCCUCGCCCCCUUCAGUGGUCAUGUUAUCUUUGAAAUACAAGUCAGUGUUCUUGGAGGUUCACUGUCAGAGAAAGGUCAAGAGAAAGAUUAUCCUGACGACCACUGCACUAAAGGGUGUGUGUAGUCGAGAUACUACGUGGUGUGAUCGCGAGCGACAAGAACCUGCGUUAGGCUUCAUUGGGUCUUCAUGUCAGAACAACACAGAGUGUUCCGUGCCAAGCUCUGUCUGUGUCAACUCCGAGUGCAUGUGUGACCCAGGGCUGUCUUUCUCACCACAGUCGGCGUCCUGCAAUGCAACUUGCACUGCGUACGGCCGUCAUUACACUACAGUACGCGGCUUCUACAUCGGUGGGAACAACAUGGCUACCUACACCGGCGUGACAGAACAACAGUGCAUGGACCACUGUACAGCCAGAACCAACUUUGUCUGCCGGUCAGCUGAUUGGCGAACCUCAGAUGGGAGGUGUGACAUCACCGCAGCAACUCUCCUGACUGUGGCUGCAUCAGCCUACUAUGUGUUAGAGGAUAAGACAAUAAUCACUCAUUUUGUUCGAGAAUGUGAGAUUUAGUCUCGUUCCAUUUUCUCAAAUCUUUUCACUUUUUAAUUUAAUGUGCAUCUAUGUUAUGUUUUUCACAAUAUUUCACAAUGUUGACCUUGAUGUGAACUUUACAGUUUGACCAUACACGGGAAGUCUCUCAAAAUGUAUUUCUUUUAAAUAACCUCAGAAAACACUGUCGAAAAUGUUUUACCAUCGCACUUUGACAAUGAAUGACCUUAAAAUCCAGUCGUGACUUCACCACCAUCUCCUGGGUGUUCGUUCGCACGAGUGAUGACACCUAAAUCUGUUUCGGAGGUUCGAUUUAUGAAUUAAAAUUUCAAUAUAAAGUGUUUAUCUGCCAGUUCGGAUUAUAAUAAGAACAUAUCGGUCAAAAAUAAUCUAAGAUUUUCAAGGUAUCGUUAAAGGGAGAAAAACGGAUCAGGUAUGAAAAUGACUGAAUGAUUGGAAAACAAUAUUUUUGAGGUUAUUGCGGUCUUUUCAGAAAUAUUGACUCACACAUGUCAUAAGAGACCAUAUUAAUUUAAUAAA
Messenger RNA from Haliotis rufescens (red abalone), 1110 nucleotides. RefSeq lists its product as uncharacterized. The transcript has 3 exons. Lineage: Eukaryota; Metazoa; Mollusca; Gastropoda; Lepetellida; Haliotidae. The coding region runs from base 1 to 591 and encodes 196 amino acids. The record is from RefSeq and is a predicted model, not a curated record.